Aspergillus ruber CBS 135680 is the source of this 957-nucleotide messenger RNA. Its product is annotated as RNA polymerase III-inhibiting protein MAF1. The transcript is spliced from 2 exons. The coding region runs from base 1 to 957 and encodes 318 amino acids. Lineage: Eukaryota; Fungi; Ascomycota; Eurotiomycetes; Eurotiales; Aspergillaceae. The record is from RefSeq and is a predicted model, not a curated record. Gene Ontology annotation, molecular function: RNA polymerase III core binding. Gene Ontology annotation, biological process: negative regulation of transcription by RNA polymerase III. Gene Ontology annotation, cellular component: nucleus.
AUGAAGUACAUUCCUCUGCCCGAGUUUGAGGAUAUCACAAGUUCCCUCACCUUCGAUACCGCGGACUGCAAUAUAACUGGAGGAUGCGAUCUCUACAUAACGAAGGCUGCUCGAGCCGAUCGCAAACUAUACAAGAACAUUGAACAGUCCCUCGAAGCACAAUAUGAAUCUGUCCUCCGUCUCUCCGCCUCUCUGUCUCCCCCUCACGCCUCUGAUGCCGCGUCUUCUCUCAACCUCUCCCGCUCCAGUCCGUUCGGUCCGCUUAGUGACCACGGGAGCCGCCGCACAUUUGCCUACCUGAUCGCAACUCUUAACGCCAGCCAUCCCGAUUAUGACUUUUCGCAUGUUCUGCGCCCAUCGGAUUUCCAUCGAGAGCGGAAUUUGAAGAAAGUCAUGAACACGAUCGACACCACUCUGUUCAACUUGCGCCCGCGUGAGAACAUGGAUCUGACGCCUCCAUCGCCAGCUACGUUAUCUGGUUCAUACAGUACUAGUGCCCCUUCUACUUGGGGGCCAAGGAUGUGGAGGAUUAUCGAUGAGCAUAUGUCGCUGAAGGAGUGCUCGAUUUACACGUACACCCCCGAGGAGGACCCAUCGGGCGCAGAUGACGGAGCGAUCUGGAGUCUCCACUACUUCUUCUUUAACCCGCUCCGGAAGCGCGUGUGUUAUCUCUAUUUCCGUGCCAUCCCUAUCUUGAGCCACACGCCCACCGACACUGAAGGCUUCGUUGCAACCCCAACGGGCAAACGCACAUUCGAGGAUGGUUACCUGACGCCAGACCUGAGUUCUAGCAAGCGGGCUCGCUACUGGUUAGGCGACGUUGCCGACAUGGUUGGGCACACAAGUGACAGUGAUUACGACCAGUAUGUCCUUAGCGAUGAGGAAUCCCGUUCAAGGUCCAGGAAGGGCGUUGUUCGGGCGAUGAGUGAGGAGAUUGCCGAUUCGAUGGAAGUCUGA